CUGAUCUGAGCAUCAGCUGACUAUCAUCCCUGUCUCUGCAGAGCGCGGGCGGAGUGAGGUAGCGGCAUGAGGUUGCUGCUUUGUGCUUGCUGUGUCCUGCUGGGAUGGCGUCCGGCUGGAGCCCUGGACAGUGGGAUGCUCUACCCACGGGAGUCAUCCUCCAGGGAGCUGAAGGAUCUCAGCGGCCUCUGGAGCUUCAGGGCAGACUGGUCAGAGCAAAGGAAUGCAGGAUUCGUGGAGCAGUGGUACAGCCGGCCACUUCGGCAGACAGGGCCUGUGAUGGACAUGCCAGUCCCUGCCAGCUUCAAUGACAUAACUCAAGAUCCAAAGUUGCGGAGAUUUAUUGGCUGGGUGUGGUACGAGAAAGAGGUGCUUCCACCGGCUCGCUGGUUCUUGAGAGAUACUGGGACUCGUAUUGUGCUCCGAAUUGGCAGUGCACACUACUACUCUGUUGUGUGGGUGAAUGGAGUGGAAGUCACUGAGCACGAAGGAGGACACCUCCCUUUUGAAGUGGAGAUCAGUGAAAUCUUGCAUAGGAGUCCCAAAGAGCCCUGCCGCAUCACCAUGGCAAUCAAUAACACUCUGACACCGCACACACUGCCUCCAGGAACAAUUCAGUAUAUGGAUGAUGAGUCCAUGUAUCCAAAGGGCUACUUUGUUCAAAACACAAGAUUUGAUUUCUUCAACUAUGCUGGAAUUCACCGCCCCGUCUUACUCUACACCACACCCUUGGCCUACAUUGACGAUAUCACAGUAACCAUGGCCUUGAAGGGAAAUGUUGGCCUGGUUCGUUAUUUGGUGUCUGUACGAGGAAGCUCAGACUACUUUUUAUCCCUGACUUUGUAUGACAGUGACCGUUUUGCCGUAGCAACAGGAAACGGGUCAGCUGGUGAACUGAAAGUGAUGGAUCCUUUUCUCUGGUGGCCCUACUUGAUGAACGAACGUCCUGGAUACCUCUACUCCUUGAAGGCUCCGGAGGCUUUUCUUGAGCCUCCGGGAGGGCGAAAACGGCUCCCCAGGCUCCAGAGCCCCUCUGGAACGGGCCUAUCAGACGUUUCUGGUCUUCCUGAACUUCCGAUCACGCUUUCCGCCGUUGUGGAUGGCUCCAUCUCUGAAGACACCUAUGUGCAGCCAGUUGGUAUCCGAACCAUCUUUGUUGCUCGCAACCAGUUUCUUAUUAAUGGGAAACCAUUCUAUUUUCACGGGGUCAACAAACAUGAAGAUGCUGAUAUCCGUGGCAAGGGCCUCGACUGGCCUCUGAUCAUGAAGGAUUUCAACCUUCUGCACUGGCUGGGAGCCAAUUCCUUUCGCACCAGCCAUUAUCCGUAUGCUGAGGAGAUCAUGGAGCUUUGUGAUGCUUAUGGCAUUGUCGUGAUUGACGAGAGCCCAGGAGUAGGCAUGCGUGACAGUCUGAACUUUGGAAACCAGUCUCUGCAACACCACCUUGUUGUGAUGGAAGAGCUGAUCCGGCGGGACAAAAACCGACCCUCGGUUGUGAUGUGGUCAGUAGCCAAUGAGCCAGCCUCAGAGUUGCCUGUGGCUGCUUACUACUUCAAGACAGUGAUAGCCCACACCAAAGCUUUGGACCCCACCCGGCCUGUGACAUUUGUCUCAAAUGCUAAUUACCUCCGAGAUCAGGGGGCACCUUAUGUGGAUGUCAUCUGUGUGAAUAGCUACUUCUCCUGGUACCAUGAUGCAGGACACCUGGAAGUGAUCCAGCCGCAGCUGAAGACACAGUUUGAGAACUGGUAUACUACCCACCAAAAGCCCAUCAUUCAGAGUGAAUAUGGAGCUGACACCAUCAGCGGCUUUCAUGCUGACCCCCCUCUCAUGUUCUCUGAGGAAUACCAGGAAGCUGUACUCAAGGAGUAUCAUGCUGUCUUAGAUCAAAAGAAGGAGGAGUACGUGAUUGGAGAGCUCAUCUGGAAUUUUGCCGAUUUUAUGACAGAACAAGGGGUGACACGCGUCAUGGGUAACAAGAAAGGGAUUUUCACUCGCCAACGCCAACCGAAAGCCGCUGCCUUUGUUUUGAAAAAAAGAUACUGGAAGAUUGCCAAUGAAUCCAGAUCUCAGAUGCCACCAGCCCCGUGCAGUGCCUGCUUGCCCUAAAGCAAACUUCUCCAAGUUUGCUCAACUCUCAUUUCAGGUAUUACCAGACGUUCGUGUUACAGAUGUUCUACAGAAAGAACAUUAAAAUACAGGUAACUUUUCUAUGAUUAAAUGUCAGAGAAGAAAUGUACUGAGAUCAUGAAAUAUAAUCAACAAAGCUGCGAGCAGGACUGGUGACAAAAUUUGGCAAUCAUAGGUUUGUUCUACCCUUUCAAGGAGUCAGAGAAAAAGAUACUGUGGAUGCGUUUCUCCUCCGAUUUUGAAAAACAUUUGCACAUUUCUAAGGGUCAAAACAUUUCUUAGCCUUAUUAAAGUGUUUUACAAUCUUU
Ahaetulla prasina is the source of this 2438-nucleotide messenger RNA. It is a transcript of the gene GUSB, whose product is annotated as glucuronidase beta. Gene Ontology annotation, molecular function: carbohydrate binding; beta-glucuronidase activity. The record is from RefSeq and is a predicted model, not a curated record. Gene Ontology annotation, biological process: carbohydrate metabolic process; glucuronoside catabolic process. NCBI's taxonomy places the organism in Eukaryota, Metazoa, Chordata, Lepidosauria, Squamata, Colubridae. The coding region runs from base 67 to 2109 and encodes 680 amino acids. The transcript is spliced from 13 exons.